Procambarus clarkii (red swamp crayfish) is the source of this 4663-nucleotide messenger RNA. The record is from RefSeq and is a predicted model, not a curated record. Lineage: Eukaryota; Metazoa; Arthropoda; Malacostraca; Decapoda; Cambaridae.
UAAUGUAGUGGAGUUGAUGGUAGAGGCGGGAGGCGGUGUGGUUGGGGGCGCCGCCUAGUGGGAGGUCCGGGAGACUUCUUGCGCAGUGGCGCUGUUCAUCUCUGCCGGAGUCCGCUCUUUCUUCUCUCUACACCUCUUAUUACACCAGUGUGAAGAUGGUGGUUAUUGAAGUGAAGCCCGAGUAUGGCUACUGUGUGCUGGUAGCAGUAGGCUCAUCCUUCAUGCUCAUCUGGAAGGCCUUGAAGGUGGGUUUCAUGCGUAAAAGUUUGAAAAUCUAUUAUCCCACAAUGUACAGCCUAGAUAACAACCUCUUCAACUGCUAUCAAAGAGCACACCAAAACACUCUUGAAAAUUACCCAACUUUCUUGACAUUACUGCUUUUGGGAGGUCUGCAUAAUCCUGUGCUGAGUGCUGUAGGGGGAGCAGUGUGGUGUGCUGGUCGGGUUGCUUAUGCACUUGGCUACUACACAGGAGAUCCCAGGAAACGUAUGCGUGGCAGCUUUGGAUACUUUGGACUGAUAGCUAUGCUGUACUGCACAGUGCGUCUAGGCACAGGGAUGCUUGGAUGGUUUUAAGAUGAACUUGAGAAGUUCACUGCUCUUUGCAUCAAGUCAAUUUGUUAGUGUUGCCAGAACAGUUUUUAUAUAUGUACUGUAGCUUAGGGUGUUCUUAAUUUUCAAUCCAUUUUGGUGUUGCUUUUGAAGCUCAAGACAAUUCUAAUAACCAGUUUGGAAUAAAAAAAAAUCAUCUGGAUUUUUAAGACUACAGUAUUUUGCUUUCAUAGGCACAUUUGAAAAGUUAUCUUAAGAAUUCUAUUCCUAUUUUUGAAGGAGCUUCUAUGGUGGCUUCUUGGUGCUUGCUACCUAACAAACUCCACCCAAUUCAAUCCAUGCCAGGGCCUUGCAAAUCAUAUAUCAAUACAGGUAAUUGCUGAUCAAUUAAUUGCAGAACGAUCACAUUUGAAUGUGGUUGUCCUGCAAUACAGUACCUUACCUUGAGGUGCUUCCGGGGCUUAGCGUCCCCGCGGCCCGGUCGUCGACCAGGCCUCAGUACAGUAUAAGUUUUACUUAUACUUUUUUUUUAUUUUUAUUUUUUUAUUUUUACUUAUACUUUACUUAUUACUUUUACUCAGUACAGUAUAAGUUUUAUAUAUACAGUAUAUGUAUGUAUAAAAAGUAUAUGUAUUUAUCACUUCCUAGACUGAGGUGAGCUUGGUCUGUAAAUAUUUGUUGGUGGUGCAGCUGCCCUUGCACCACUUCAGUCUUGCCUGUUUACACCUUCCUUACCUUAGGAUGUGAGUAUAUGUGCAACUGUAUGUUAAGUUGCCUUCGCUUUUAGGGCCUGCCGUCACGGAAGAUCAUAGGGCACUCUGCUGCUUUUUUGCAUGCAUGGGCUAUUUUGAUGGCUUUAAUGCCUUGGCUGGUAUGCCUGUGGGUAUAUCCUUGUUGCCCGUGGUCAGGUCAUUGGAGGUGCUACCCAAGCUGCUUGGUCCUUUGUUUCAGAAAGUGGUGGCGGGCUUCUAUUUUGCAUGUUUGUCUUGCCUGUAGGGCCAUGCUGGUUGCUGAUUUAGAUUCAACUUGUUCUUGUCCAUUUUGAACUUCUACUUUUUUCCCUCUUCUUGUUUCCUGAGGUUGCUCAUCUUCAGUUCUUUCAGCUGUUGCAGUGGCAUUUCAGCCUCUCAGUCAUCUGUUUUUGCAGCAGAGUCUGCCCCUACUGACUGAGGCCAGAAAUUUCAGUGCAAGUUUUCACCUGUUGUUGGUCGGAGUAGGCUUCUGGAGAAGUUAGAUUACUGGGUCGUUGCACUUCAGAUUUCACUCCUGUUUCAUGUCACAGAGGGGUGUGUUGGUUUGGAGUUUCUUUGCACUAGCCUUUUCGCAGUUUACCACCUUUAAUGAUGCUGUGGAGGAAUGUCAGGUCUGUUUUCCCAACUCCAGGUCCCACUAUGCAUGGCUUUCCACGUAUAGUUUCCAGGGGCCUACAUUGGAGGCCCCUGGAAACACCUCCUUGGGUGUUGUGGAUCUAGGGCCAGCAAUCUACUUCACAGUUCUCUCAGUCAUUGCAGAGUGGUUAGAUGCUGGAAUGGUCGAGUUAACCCCAACAGUGAGGUGGUUAUUCUGAUUGUUCUUAAACCCCAAGCAGGACCUACAAAACCUUCAGUACAUUCUUGACAUUUUGGGUUUGAAUCACUUCAUUCCCUGUCCAUCUUUCUGCAUGACCACCUUAGCUCAAGUCUGCCUGGUGUUGCAGGCAGAUUCCUUGGUGUUACUAGACCUAUGGGAUACCUGUUGGGAUGUGCCCAUUCAUCUCAUUUUCAGGGACUGGUUAGGUUUUGUGGUGGCACAUCAGGCCUACCAAUUCCAGGUUCUCACAUUUGGCUUGAAUCUGUUACUCCAAACAUUCAGCCUGUUGGUGAAUGUAAUGGUUCUUCACCUUCAGUUGCUGGAGAUUUACAUCUUUGCCUACAUUGACAACUGGCUGGUUUUGACUCCUAGUCUGUCCAUGUGUUUACAAAGCAGAGAUCAGAUUCAUUCCAAGCUCACCAGGUUUGGAUUUUUGGUAAAUUGGAGAAAGUCCUAUUUGUAGCCAUAAAUAGGUUCAAAUCUGAUUGGACUUGGUCUGGGAUUCUCAAUCAGCUCCCCUUCCCUUCCUGUUGCAUACCUGCUCUGCAUGAACACUCAUCUCUGCCUGGUGAUGGGAAGUGCCUGGGUCACCUGUCAUUUGCUCGAGUGGCUAUGUGGGAGCCUGAACUUUGCUUGCAUGGUUUAUCCUCUGGGGAGGGUUGGCCCCCAGCAUUGUACCGUUUUCUUCAGCUCCUUCCCUUUCACUGGGCCAUCGGGUUGAGGGUCUGUGGGCCAUUUGAUGACUUUUGGUUUACCAGUUUCCUCUUAAAGUUUUCAGGGUUCUGUUCCAUGGUGCUUACCUUCCCUUCCACUUUACCCCUUUUACAAACACUUGGCUUUAGGUUUGAUGUGGAUUAAAUUAGGUGGAGCUUACCAGGUAGCUCACCAAGGACCUACCAGAAAGAGGCAUUUCAUUAAAUUCAAUGCUGGUUUUUAUCACUUGUCUUUUUUUUCAUAGUUAAUAGUUUAAGCCACAAAUUGUUAAAUAAAUUAAUAUAAAUAUGGAAAUACAUUUAAUUGCUGUUUAUAGCCUUAUUGCUUAUCUUGUAAAAGUAUAUGUAACUAUGCUGAUGAGUUAUUUACAACAUCUUCCCUUUCCCACACACUCGAUGAUGAGGGGCCAUAUAAACACCUAUCCUUCCCCAUACUUCCCAGAACGAGAAGCAUAUAAAAAACCUUCUCUUCCUCAUAUACUCCAGAAUGAAGGGGCUUGUACAAAAAUGUCUGUCCCCCAUACGCACCAAGACAACACCUCCUCUUUCCCACAUAAUCGAGAAUGAGUGGGUUUGUACAGCAACUUCCUUUCCCUGUUCACUCCAGAUAAAGAAGCAUACACAACAUCUUCCUCUCAACACACUCCACAACAAGGGAAAGAGAUGAAAACUAGAGACAAUUUAGUUACAGAUGUCAAAAAUAGAAUGAGGGUUGGUUAAAGACGUUGAAAUCAAGCCAAUGCAGUUAUUAAUGUAAAAUGAAAAGAAAAAUGAGGGAACAUUCCCAGAAUUUUAUUACAAAAUAUUCGGAAGAUGGGGCUUGGGAGCUGACACUUGACUAUACCAGUACUGUACUGUACAUGCAAGCAUACUGGUAGAAUAUCGAGAUGAAUAUAUGUGGGCAAUUAAAUAAAGCAAUGUACUCAUUUAAAACAUACAUUAUUUAUCAGAUGCUAUAUUCAUUUUGACAAAAAGAGUAUAAUGACUUUGUAAGAUUAUAAGCUUUAUUGUUAAUUUAUGUGAAUACAGGUAUAAAUUAAAUAUAUUACUAAAAUUAUAUUAUUAAAUUAUUACUAAUAUAUUAAUAAAAUUAAAGUACCGCAAUUUGCUGUGCGCGCAGCCUGUGCCACUCCAGACUCCAGUGUCGUCUGUGUUCUUCCAAUACAGAAAUUUUGCCCACUCGUCCCAAGCAGGAACAUAUUUUUAUGCCUACAUUAUUUGAGUUUUUGUAUCAUGUGGCAACUGUGCUGCAGUGAGAGGGGGGUCUCACUUGGGAUACUUCUGCAUAUUUCAAACACAUAAGGGAGCUCUUAAUAUAUUCUAUAUUGUCCUGUAUGCCUGUUUGGCAUGUGAAAGGAAUUACCAUCCGCCUACAUUGAGAAAAUUUUUAUAUAAUGUAGACCUGUAUGUAGAAAAGUAGGGUAAAAAAUAUAGGCAUAGAUAAUUAAAGAAAAAGUUUGACUCAUUGUAAAGGCAGUAAGGAUGGAAUAAAAACACUGCAGAACACUCUGGUGUUGCAGUCUGAGUGUAGUAGAAAAGCCUGCACUGAAUACCUUUUUGGCCCGACACUUUUGCAACCACACAUCCAUUGAUGAAAGAAAUGGUAGCACCUUUCCAUUAAAAGGACAAUACUGGUAGUCCAGUACUGCACUUCUGUGGAUAUAUGGGGCAAUUAUGGAGUGUCUCUUUUGCUAUCAAUAAAUAAUCCCUUAUGACAAUUAUGUUUAUGGUAAUAUAUAAUUUAGCCCUACAUUAUAUAAUGUUUUCGUUAUAUAUUUCUUAACAGUGAAUCAUCCUGUAACUUCAUAUUGUAAUAAAUAUUCUUCUUAA